Messenger RNA from Rhopilema esculentum, 4737 nucleotides. Lineage: Eukaryota; Metazoa; Cnidaria; Scyphozoa; Rhizostomeae; Rhizostomatidae. The record is from RefSeq and is a predicted model, not a curated record.
GCCCAACCACCUUGAUGAAGUCACGGGAUGUAAUCACAAUCAUUAGCAACAGUACCAAGAAGAAGUGGCGUAGAAUUUUGUGUUCCUUUGAAACGGCAUGAUAAAGAUGACCACAAACAUUAUUUCUAUCACUGUAUAACGAACUGUGUCUCCGCAAUGAAGUAUAGAUGUCUAACAAAGUUUUGUUGCAGUCUUCCUACGGUGCAGCCAUUUUGAUGCAUCGUGAUUUUGUGUGGCAUUAUAAAUUUAUGGGACCUCGCUGGCAAAGGAAGAUAGAGGUCCCAAUCAAGUGUGUUAGCCACUCUUUAGUCAAUGGAAAAGAUCAUUUGAGUGUUAUAUGUUAAGCUAUAUGUUAAGCUUCCUUUUUAAAGGAAAACAAUGUUCAGUUGGUUUCGGAAAAAGAAGAAAGAUCAAACGAACAAUGCAAAUCCAGUGGAACAACUUGCAAAUAUUUUGAGAGAGUACGGUGGGCUUAUUCUUGAAGGCAAUGGACGACUAUGUCUUACAACACCAAUCCUGAUAGCAUUGAACAGAGAUUUUCAGCAUCUGACCUUUACAAGAGAUUCAUCCAGACAUGGUGAUUCUGCUUUUGAUGUGAUCAAACAGGAGGGACCUAAUGAGGAUGUUCCUUUUAUUUUUGAUUUUGUUCAAAAAUCUCCAAAUCUUAAGCUUGUCUCUGGACCUGUCUGCAUUCCAAGUCAUCAGUUGUCGCUGCUUGCCUUCAAAUCUUUGAAGCUUUUAGAGAUCCACAGAGUUCCAAUUCUUCAUGUCCAUGGGUUGCACCAUAUUGCUAAACACAUAAAGAAACUUAUUUGCAACAGGUCAACUAACUCUAUCAAGGAUGUGGUGUAUCAAUUUGGGAAAGAUUUUAAUGGAGUUCUCACACUACCAGAGCUGGAAACCCUUGAUUUAAGCUACAACACCAUCUCAUGUCUGGAUGACUCGCUGAAAUUGCUUCCUUUGCUGGAAAAUCUGAACCUUUGCUACAACUGCCUUGGCUGUGCUGAGAGUGAUAGCAUGCCACCUGUAAGGUACCUCAACCUUGGCUUUAACUCCAUUACCAAAGUGCCGUCAUAUCCACUGCUGGCAUCGUACAGUAUCAGGACGUUGGUUCUUUGUAAUAACAGCUUGACCAACUUGGAAGGUGUUGAGAUGUUUCACAAUUUGGAAUUUCUAGACAUAUCGUCAAACUGCCUCGUAAGGUUUGAUGACAUUCUUCCAUUGUCAAUGUCACAGUCAUUAGCAUCUCUAUAUACGCAAGGAAAUCCUAUCCAGUUUUUGCCAAACUAUCGACUAGAAACAUUGUCAAGACUUUCGCCUGUAGUCAGAGAGGAAACUAUUACCUUGGAUGGACAAGAGCUAAAUGACAGAGAAGUCAUGAUUUUAGGAAUGAAUGUACGACCGCAGAGUUUGAUGUCGUACGUUCAAGAUACGAUGAUUGAGAGAACGUCAAUAAGUUCAACGAGUGUUCCUGACCCUGCUCAACGUUUAGCAGAGAGAGAACCUUUAAUUGCAAGCACGCCUAACGGAAUAAGAUCAAAGGGCACUUCACAGAAAAGGAAAAGUGCGAGGGUCAGAGAUGCUUUCAUUUUCGACCAGAAUUCCCAGCUUGAAGCAAGUGAAGCAGAGGAUCCAAAGGAGAAAUCGAUACAAAGUACAAAUGUAGAUACCGUUUCAUCACUCGUGAGGAAUGAAUCGUUUAGCAGCAGAAGAAGCUCGAUCGAUAAUGCGAUUUUGUGGAUUCAUAAGAAUAGUUCCGGUGACGUCCUUAAAGUUUCAAGGAGCUUACCAGACAUUGAUUAUGCCACACAGUUGGAUGAAGAGCAAUUAACUAAUGCAUUAGAAAAGGUUAAGCAAACUGCAGAACAGGAAGAAUCAGAGGAGGCAAGUGACAGCAUUUAUGCCACGGUGUCAAAUGAUAUUGACAGCCUCUCGAUAUCAUCAGAAAGCUCGAUCAGCAUCGUAUCAGACGAUGACGAUGCAUCUGUAUUUCUUCUGGAGAGUGUUGUCAGUGGUGACAAAAACUGCAUGGACGAAAAAGAAUCUUUGUUUGUCUUUUUCAAACACCCUUAUCUAAUUGAGAAGGAUCCAAUCACUGGCAAGGUUGUCAAAUUGGACCUCAAUUAUCUCCAGGAAGUGACGCCAUUUCCAAAUGGGAUGCUAAGAGUGAGCUUGCGAUUUGAUCUCGUGCGCUCUGAUCGUCGAAAGAGAAUUUAUCUGUUCGAAGAUAUUGACCAUGCUGAGGAAUUCGAUGAGUUUGUUGGCCACUUAAUGCCAAUAGCUCGUCGCAACAGACAGAUGAAGGAAUCUUCCUUGGACAUUUACCUUUGCUUGAAAUGUUCCACGACCUUUCAAAGACGAAAGCAAGAGACUUCUUUUGCUUUGUGCCCUGGUUGCAGUAGUAGCAUGGUGGUUGAAAACACUCCUGUUCGCGUCAUUGAGCAAGAGAUAUCGAAAGAAAGACCGCCUGAACAAGAAGUCGCCACUGAUCUUAAUGUCAAAAAUCCAGCGGGAGAGAAUUUAUCAUUUGAUCAAGAUUCGUCAACUGUCCCUUCAGAAAGUCAAGCAGAGAAUACUGGAGUACAAAGGAACCCUUCUUUUGAAGUAUUAGCCCGUUUUGGGGAUGCAAAUUACCAGCGUGUUACUGGGGAUUCUUUUUCUGUUUUUCCUUUGGAACGAGAAGAACCGUUAAGCCUGCCUUCUAACGAUACUACGCAACAAUCAAAAGAGGCAGAAAGCAAGCAAAGUGACCCUGUAAUUUUAGAUACUGUCACUGAAAAUCUGGAACAGAAUCCUGCAACUACAAAAACCUUGAACGAUGUAUCCUCAAAAAUUGAAAACCUACCAAAAAUUACCAUGAAUGGUAGUUCACCAGAAAACAAUCCAUCCCCUUGGAAGCAAAUAAAUGAGCUGAAGACUGCGUUAAAAAGUAAAUUGUCCGGCAGCUCGAUAUCACUUACAUCUUCUGGUGGAAAGGCCUCCGCAGAGGAAUCACGAUGCUCAACCCCUUCGGCUUCUCAUGAAUCACGGAACUCAAUGUCAAGCCGAUCCCAGUCAGUGACUCCAAUGCAAGGAUCAACAGCUAAUUUUAUUGUUGUGAAUGAAGACGAUCUGACUAGAUGUGAUCAUCGAUUAAAACUCUAUUUCUCAAUGGAUUUAUUCCACGUGGAAAGCGAAGAGUUUCGCUGCAUGAUCAAGUGCCCUUACGUAAAGUACGACAGACCCAACAUUGAAGACUGCCUUCUUAUGGUCUCCACAGCAAACAUUUAUUUAUUCAAACUAAGGUGCCCAGAAAGUGACUCAGCUAAGGAGUGGCUUCAGUUAUCGACGAAAUACCGAUUCGCUGAACUGAAAUACAUCGACCAUGGCUAUUUUAGUCAGAGUUUCAGACUGGAGUUUGAGCGUGACUUCGGUUCCUAUAAAUUCUUGAUUGGAGACAGCCAGCGGUGUCAAGGUUUCUUUGGUCUACUGUUGCGAGCUGUUCAGGAUGCAGUGGUGGAUAAGCAGAGUCUCCCAAUCGUUAUGAAUGAUCCUAAUCCAAGAACGGAGACAAAUAUUAGAUCGCAAAUAUUUGGAUUGGAUGAAGAACCUGUUUCGCUGGCGAAACGAUUGUUUGAGCAAGCAACCAUUUUUACGAUCCCUCCAUUACUGAAAAGUAAAAAGAUACGAAUACGUACGCAUCAAUGUGUUAGUGGCAAAGAUCUUGUGAGUUGGAUGGUGUCUCGGAGAGAGGCAAAAUCUCGGAAGGAUGCCAUUGCUUUGUGUCAGAAGUUAGUCGAUGUUGGACUUGUGUAUCAUGUCUCAAAAGAAUUUCAGUUUCAAGACACUGAUGAUUUUUACAAAUUCGACUUCAGCGAUAACCCUAAAAAGAUGUCGUCAGCCGCUCUGCAUAAAGGAGGAGGCAUCGAAAGUACAAGUUCAGAAAACAACAUUGACGAACUUGAAAUGAGCACAGAGGUUUGUUUAUAUCUGCAAGGACAGGCCCGAACCCUUGACGAUGAUUCGUCCUUUCAACGUCGAAGCAUCAUCAUCACGAAAUCUCACUUCUUUUUGGCUGUUGAAUCGCAUCAAUGGCCACUGUCAAGAAUAUACCAGCCGCCUUCGUUUCUCAAGGAGCAGUUCAAACUAGUGGCAAGCCAGCGAGUCAUUGAUCUCAUCAAAAUAACUUUUUUCGAAGAUUCCCCUAAUUCUCUGAUGCUAGAGUUUGUUGACGAACUUGGUGACGUAGAUUCUCGAGAGAGCACAUGGUUGUUUCUCAUCGAAACAAUUCGGGAAAUGGAGGGCCUAGCAAGAUUACUCAAAACUAUUUGGCAAGAAGAGAUGAAGGUAGAAUUAAUGUCCGAGGUAUUUCCUUCAAUCAACCUUUUUAUAUAGCGGGAUUCCAGUCAUAAAUUUAGUGUCUUUUGAAUGCAGGUAUCCCCUUCAUAAAGUUAUUCUAAUUUAAUGUUAUUAAUUCAUUUUAUGGUAAAUGUUGUCUGUUAAUAUGCCGAAUUUUCACAGUGUUUUUCUAAUGCCUUGAUAAUGUUUGUUGAAUUUAAUCUUAUACAGAAUUUAAUGUACCUAAAAGAUAGAAAUUCUAUCUGACAAAUAAUCGUGUUUCAUGAGCAGCAAAUGAUUGCCAUUAUGUUUCAGAAGUUUUAUCCAUACUGCCCGAUAUCCUUUACUUUCCUUCAAAUUUUUUCGAAAACCCAAAAGUUACUGUCUUAUUUUGAUUGAACCGUGCACCACCCCCCCCCC